UCGCCAUGUUGAAAACCACUGUAUUUCCAAGAUUUCUCAUCUUGGCAGCACUGAGACGCUUGACGGGAUGAGAAGAAAGAGAAACUGAAGACCAAAUCUACAAUGAUGAUCAAAGGCCAUGUUCUUCACACUUCAGUUUCCUGGUUGCCAAGGCUACGCAUUCACAGUCUGUUCUGUGAGAAGUCCGGAAUACUGCCUCAGGGCUGUUAAAGAUCUGCAUCUCAUCAGAAGAAUGAGACGAGACAUUUGUAGUCCCAAUCUCUGUUUUCCUGAGCUGGCAUGUGAGAAUUCACAUACACUGUCCCAGAAGGAAGGCUGUUCAAAUUGAAGCCCCAGAAUCUAUCUAGGAAUUGAUUUCAAGAUCCGCACUGUGGAUAUAGAUGGGAAGAAGAUCAAACUGCAAGUCUGGGACACAGCUGGCCAAGAGCGAUUCAAGACGAUAACUACUGCCUAUUACCGUGGAGCCAUGGGCAUUAUCCUGGUAUAUGACAUCACAGAUGAGAAAUCCUUCGAGAAUAUUCAGAACUGGAUGAAGAGCAUCAAAGAGAAUGCCUCUGCUGGGGUCGAGCGCCUCUUACUGGGGAACAAGUGUGACAUGGAGGCCAAGAGGAAAGUACAGAAGGAGCAGGCCAAUAAGUUGGCUCGGGAGCAUGGAAUCCGAUUUUUUGAGACAAGUGCCAAAUCUAGUAUGAACGUAGAUGAGGCUUUCAGUUCCCUGGCCCGGGACAUCUUGCUCAAGUCAGGAAGCCGCAGAUCGGGAAACAGCAACAAGCCCUCCAGCACUGACCUGAAAACUUGUGACAAGAAGAACACCAACAAGUGCUCCCUGGGCUGAGGACCCGUUUCUCCCUCCCCACCCUAAGCCUGGAGGCUGAACGUGAGGGAGGCAGGGCUGAGAGGCUGGGCAGGGGAGAAAUAGCAAGUGGGGCUUGGAGGGAUAGAGACAGGCAGAUGGUGGAAGAAUGGGGAGGGAAUGGUAACAAAAAAAGGAAGGAGAGAAAAGGAAAGAGGAAAAGGAGGUAGAAUAGAGAAGGAAGGAGAAGAAAGAAGGAAAAGAAUUGAGGAAGUGAAAGGUGAGGAGAUAGGAAGAGAGGGAGAAGGAAAGGAAGAUGGCCCUAGGCCUCAGGCCUUUUCUGGGUUUCCAGGGCAAACAUAAAUGUAAAUAAAUAAUUGAUUUAUUCUGUUACUGAAUCAGGCUUUAGGGUCCUGAGAGAGGCUGGCUCAGCACCACCCUCUGAUGGUUUGGUCCUAUCCUGUCACUCUGCAUGGUCUUUCUCAGUAUUAAAGGCCACCAUUUGCACGAA
Vicugna pacos (alpaca) is the source of this 1304-nucleotide messenger RNA. The record is from RefSeq and is a predicted model, not a curated record. NCBI's taxonomy places the organism in Eukaryota, Metazoa, Chordata, Mammalia, Artiodactyla, Camelidae.